AUGUCGGCGGAGACGGAGACGAGCGCCGCCGCGCCGGCGCCCGCGCCCAUGCGGUGCCAGCGCAUAGGCUGCGACGCCAUGUUCACUGACGACGACAACCCCGACGGCUCCUGCCACUACCACCCCUCCGAUCUGGGUGUAGUCGGGUGUCGAAGGUGUAGAUCCUCUACGCCCACGGAUGGCACCAAUCGGGAUAGCUGCUGUGUCGCAGAAAUUGUAAUCUACCCAAAUCUUGGAGACAGUCAACUAAGCAUGUACUCUUAUUAUGUUGUUGGCAUCAACAUUGAAUCGACCCAUAUGGUGCCUAUGUUUCAUGAUGGCAUGAAAGAGUGGAGCUGUUGCAAGCAAAGAAGCCAUGAUUUUAGCUUAUUUUUGGCUAUUCCUGGAUGCGCCACAGGGAAGCAUACAACUGAGAAACCAGUCACAAAAGCUGUUUCUCUUAACUCAAAGGCAACCCCACCAAAGUUAGCUCCAAUCCAGUCUUCUAAGCAGGGUGUGGAAACCGAGGCCUGCUCCAGGUGCCGUCAGGGUUUCUUUUGCUCCGACCAUGGAUCACAGCCGAAGGCACAAAAACCAGUUGCUGUAAAUGGUACAAAUACGGAACCUGUCGAAAAAUGCUCAGUUCCACAGCCCAGGAAAAAAGUUGUUAAUAUAAAUGAGCCUAGGGUUUGUAAGAAUAAAGGAUGUGGUAAAACCUACAAGGAGAAGGAUAACCAUGAUGCUGCAUGUGAAUACCAUCCAGGUCCUGCGGUUUUCCAUGACAGGAAUAGAGGGUGGAAGUGUUGCGAUAUCCACGUCAAGGAGUUUGACGAAUUUAUGGAGAUACCUCCGUGCACAAAGGGGUGGCACAAUGCCGAUGCUGUCCUCGUGCAUAAGGUUGGCAUCUUGCCGCAAUUUCUGGAGAACUGUGCUUGGAAGUGUGACCUGAUAUUCAAGAAUGGGCCUGCUUGA
This is a messenger RNA of Triticum turgidum subsp. durum (durum wheat), 951 nucleotides long. Lineage: Eukaryota; Viridiplantae; Streptophyta; Magnoliopsida; Poales; Poaceae. The record is from the annotation of a GenBank genome assembly.